CAUCCACAGAUAUUCAGAUUCAUAACCUGUUGGUUUUGAUUCUGAAACUAAAUUACAAUUAUUAUCCAAUUGCAUACCCAGUAGAUUGAUAAGCUGCUCAGGAGGUGUUGUCGGCUUGCUGCUUUCGGAGCUUUGUUCUGAGCAGAUAAGUUGAUCACACCUCGACAACAUGCCGUAUUAUGUUCAUAGACUUUAUAGGUUAUGCAAUACAUCCCUUUCAUCUGAUGGACCUGUGUCUGACGAAGCUAUUGAAAAAGUUCGCGAGAAGUUAGAAAAAAUCAAGCCAUCAGAUGUUGGUCUUGAACAGGAGGCACAAGCGGUUAGGAACUGGUCUGGAGCAAUGCUUGAGCGUAAUGGGGGCAUUCAACCAUUACCUCCAAUCAAAUACUUGCAUUUACAUGAGUCCAACAGCUUCUCUAUAGGAAUUUUCUGCAUGCCCCCUUCAUCUAUUAUUCCUCUGCAUAAUCAUCCCGGAAUGACAGUGUUCAGCAAGCUCUUAUAUGGAUCAAUGCAUGUUAAAUGGUAUGACUGGAUCGAUCCCUCUACCCCAAAUGAUCCAGCUGAAGGACAAGUAUCAAUUAAAUAACAGAACAAAAAUUCAGCUAUGAGUGAUGAUGUUCUUGCACUUGGAAAUAAGACUGCCAUCAGCGGCACAAGAGGAAGUCUCCAAGUAACUCCGAGGACAAAAAUGAAAGAGAUGACAGAGGAUUUCAAGUGGAAUCACGUGAGAAGGAUUGAGGCCAUUUGCUAUUCGUUCAGAUACCACAUAGCAUUGAUCUCCAACAAGGCCGACGAGAUUCCGGAGAGCAGUCACAAACAGCGUCCACCUUCAAAGGAGUAGCGCCCAACCUCAAACAAACAGAAAAAGAGGAGAAUCGAAAUAAUUGAUAAAAUUGUAAUCGAAUUUAUGUAUUCUGUUGGAUUGAAUUUGUGGGUCACGAGACUUCUUUAUUCUUGUCAUGGGCUAAGGUGGAAGAGUAAUUUAAUACGCCUCCGAUGGAAGAUGCCAAUGAAAUUAUUGAGAAAAGCGGGUCUGACGUGGUGACACGGAGGAAGAUGCGUGCGGCGGAGCUUGACCUGCUGGCGGUAAAAAUAUAAAAGGAGAUGCUAUGCUUGAGCAGCGAUCUUCAAAAAAUGCGUAUGGCGGAGCUUGAGCUGCCGGCGACAAAAAUAUAAAAGGAGAGCGCAAUAAGAUUGGUCUUCAGAGGGGGUGCAUAUGGCGCAAUAAGAUUGGUAAGGGCGCGUAGAGCGCAAUAAAAGAGGGCGCGUGCAAUAAGAGUGCAUAUGAAACUGCUAAAAUAGAUGCAGAUUGAAUUUGCUAAAAUAGAAUGCAGACGAAACUCUCGGAAGAAGGUGCAGAUGAAACUGCCGGAAGAAGGCAGGCCUAUUCCAUGAAUGAUAGUUGUUUCCUGUUAGAACAGGUGUAACCAAGACUGAUGUUAGAUUUUUACUUGGAUGGAUGUAAUAGAGAUUGGUUCUGAGCUGAAUUGAAAGAUUGAUUAUUCAUCAGGUUGAAAAAGAAGUAGGAUGAUUUCUCGCCGGAAAGAUGAUAGCUUAUGUAUCCUCUUCAAGGAGCAUACCAAGGCUCUGAUACCAUGAUAAAAUUGUGAAAGAAUAGAAAAAGAAAAGAUGAAGAAAUUUUAUUAAUUGUUGAUUGAUUGAAUUGUAUUGAAGUGUGUUGCCGUAUUUAUCUUCGUAGCGAGGCAUUGUUGAUUCGUUAUAUCUCCGAGGAAGAA
Molecule: messenger RNA, 1736 nt
Organism: Arachis ipaensis
Lineage: Eukaryota; Viridiplantae; Streptophyta; Magnoliopsida; Fabales; Fabaceae
Product: plant cysteine oxidase 4-like
Molecular function (GO): oxidoreductase activity, acting on single donors with incorporation of molecular oxygen, incorporation of two atoms of oxygen
Source: RefSeq, a predicted model, not a curated record